GUCUCUGGCCGGGCUCCUCCCUGAAGUCAUGCCACCUGAAGUUAAGCCGCAUCUCUGACACUCAGUUGCUUCUUCUCCUCUUGAUGUUCAGCCGCUUGUCUGUCUGCCAGCUGAGGUCUGGGGUUUAUAUGGGCAUGGGAUAGGGGGGCUGGACAGGCUAAAGAGUAACAUUUGGGCAGGAUAACAGGGAUAACUGUUCUCAUUUAGGGCUUCGGUUUCAAGGCUUGAGGGUGGGACCUUUGCCAGUGAACCACCCUCUUCUACCCAGUAAAGCCCUGCCUUCUGUCCUUAUCACUUCUUUCCAAAAAGGCUGUCAUUUUGCAUUCUCAUCAGCAAUGCAUGACACUUCCAGUUGCUUUGCAUACCUUGCCAUACUUGAUAUUGUCAGGGUUUUAUAGCCAUUGUAAUAAGUAUGUAAAAGUGUUCCAUUGUGGAUUUGAUUUACACUUCCCUAAUGACUACAAUGUUUAGCAUCUUUUAAUGUUCAUCUGUGUAGUUCCUUUGGUGAAAUGUCUGUUCAAAUAUUUUGCCCAUUUUGUUAUUGGGUGUUUGUUUUCAGAUUUGAGAGUUGUUGAUACUAUAUUUUCUACAGGUCUGUGGCUUGACUGUUUUAACCUCCUUCUGACUUUUCUAAGAAGACAAUGUGAUUUAUAAACGUAAAUAUCUGUAGUGGAAAAACUCCCAUGGCCCAUCUGUAAUUUCAGACCUGGGAUUCCCCAGAGGUUCCAAGCUCUCAUUGACGGGUAGUUGCUGGUUAUGGCCAACAGCCAGGUUGAUUCAGGCACUGACAUGUUAGGACAUUCUGCACAUGCGUGCCUCUAACACUCCUCCCCCAGCCUCUUCCUCCCCUCUGCAGAGACACCCUUCUCCUUUCUGCUGUCUCUGCACAGGUGGCCAGAGCCACACAGCCCUUUCUUUAAGUCAGGAGUUGCCCUGUCAGAGCACAAGGCAAGAAGGAAGUGGUAAAGGGACAGAGGGGAAGCCCUGAGAGGACUGAGAGGAUGGGAAAUUCUCUGCUGAGAGAAGACAGGUUUUGCCUUCUCCCAAGAAUCAUGGUGAGCAGCUGAUGGAGAAUAGCUGAAAGGUGGAAAGACUUUACCAAGGAAGGUCUAUAUAAUAGGUUACCACCUAAGAAAUGAAACAACUUUCUGAAAGCCCGGGAAGGAGAUGCUCUCCUGAGCUCCUCAUGCUCCACAAGGAGGUCAAAAUCACCACCCUCUUUCAGCCACUAUUUUAAGUUUGAAAUAAACAGCAAGCUUCCUGCCACCUUGAGUCUUCCUUUGAUGUGCACUCCCUGCAAGCAGUUUCAGGCGGCAGCAGAACACUCAAGAGAUGCCUUGGAAUGUGAGAAUGCAAAGCCCCAAACAGAGAACAUCCAGAUGCUGGGAUCACCAUAUCGCUGAAGGGUGUUUCUGCCUUCCAUGGAAAAAAAUACUCAUUUUUGAAAAGAGGCAAGAUUCCCAAAACGAAAAUGAAGGAAUGUCAUCUACUCCCAUCCAGGACAAUGUUGACCAGACCUACUCAGAGGAGCUGUGCUAUACCCUCAUCAAUCAUCGGGUUCUCUGUACAAGGCCAUCAGGGAACUCUGCUGAAGAGUACUAUGAGAAUGUUCCCUGCAAAGCUGAGAGACCCAGAGAGUCCUUGGGAGGAACUGAGACUGAGUAUUCAGUUCUACAUAUGCCUUCUACCCCCAGGCAUGCCCGAUCCCCAGAAGAUGAAUAUGAACUUCUCAUGCCUCACAGAAUCUCCUCUCACUUUCUGCAACAGCCACGUCCACUUAUGGCCCCUUCUGAGACUCAGUUUUCCCAUUCAUAGUGAAGUGGCUGGACUAGCAUUUGUUUAGCACCAACAAAUAAAAGGUGGGAUGGGGGAUCUGCCUGAAGCAGGGAUGGGACACAAAGUCCCUCCAGCUUAUCUCCCACAACAACCCUUUCCCUGCAGAGCAUGGUUUGUAUACCACAAGCCCUCUUAGCACGCAAGAGCCAAAAUCUAAAGAUCAACCAUUUAUCCUGAACAACACCAUUUGAGAAAUAGGUAACCAUCUUUGUUUCUACAUGGUUUGGAGAGUAUAGUGGUAGGAGGGGCUCCCUGAUUCCCCUAAAGCUAUGCACACCACAAGGGGCUCUGCUCUUCUGUCUGGGAUCUUCUUAUAAAGUGUUCCCAUGAUCAUUCUCUAAAGUCACAAGGAAGCUUUACUCAUCAUACUAAGUGUGCCCAAGGGGGAGUUCACUCAUUACUGUGACCUUCCAGCUCAGCCCCCACCCCAUGGGAGCCUGUGUUGCUCCUCUCACUCCAUGUGUCUAAGUCAUGUCUUUUACAUAGUGUCCUUUGACCUGUUGGCCCCCAUGGUCUGGUUAGUUAUGUGAGUUGAAUCAAGAGGCUCUAGGCCAGAUGUUUACAUAAUUUUAACCUAUAUGAUUUUAUUUUUAACUUUGUAUUUCUCCCUAGAAAUCUUAAUAAGACAAUUAUACCAUCAGACAAUGUUAAGAAGAACGAUCCUUGGAGAUCCCGUAAUCCCACUACCCUUCUUUGGCUCAGAGAGGAUAAUUUGCCUAAUGAUACAUUAAAGUUAGUGGCAAAACUUAAUUUGGAGCCUGAUUUCCUACUGACUUCCAAUUUAGUGCUCCCCCAGUAUGCUAAAUAGAAAGCCCUCUGCAAUAUAUUAAAUGUAUACUAAAUGUAUAUAUUUAAUAAUGUCAUGUAUAAAAUAUGAAUAAAAUGUCCACAUAGGAAAUUAACACAUA
Pan troglodytes (chimpanzee) is the source of this 2744-nucleotide messenger RNA. RefSeq names its product germinal center associated signaling and motility (gene GCSAM). The record is from RefSeq and is a predicted model, not a curated record. Bases 1333 to 1815 code for a protein of 160 amino acids. The transcript has 7 exons. Gene Ontology annotation, biological process: regulation of B cell receptor signaling pathway; negative regulation of lymphocyte migration. NCBI's taxonomy places the organism in Eukaryota, Metazoa, Chordata, Mammalia, Primates, Hominidae.